Messenger RNA from Oryza sativa Japonica Group (Japanese rice), 684 nucleotides. Its product is annotated as putative cysteine proteinase inhibitor 11. NCBI's taxonomy places the organism in Eukaryota, Viridiplantae, Streptophyta, Magnoliopsida, Poales, Poaceae. The record is from RefSeq and is a predicted model, not a curated record. Gene Ontology annotation, molecular function: cysteine-type endopeptidase inhibitor activity.
CCAAGACCCAGCUGUCUCCACUGCACCCUAGCCUGCUGAUCAGCUGCUCCCAAGUCCCAAAUCGUUCUCGAAUCGACAUGGCGAGACACCCCGGGCUCCUGCUCAUCCUCCUCGCAGCCGUUGCUGCCGUUGCCACCACCAGCCGCGCGCAGUGGGUCGGCGGGUGGAACGUGAUCGAGGACGUUGCCGGCAACAAUCAGAUUCAGCGGGUCGGCGCGUGGGCGGUGGGGAAGCACAACCAGCUGGGGACCAAUGACAGGCUGCAGUUCGUCCGCGUGGUCGCAGCCGAGGAGCAGGUGGUGCAGGGGUCCAACUAUCUGGUUGUCAUCGAUGCUGCUAGCUCUCGCAAAAAGACGAGGGAGUUGUACGUGGCCGUUGUGGCUGACUUGGUCGGGGCGACCACCUACCAACUCAGCUCCUUCAAGCUGGCCACCAAAUGAUCUACCAAACAUACAUAUGUGUUACCAUCUCAUAUAUACAUAUAGUUAUAUAUGAGAAAUUAAUACAUAUGUGUUACCUGGAUCGGAUCUUUUUCAACAUAUGUAUGUGUUUGUUGCAUCGCUCGUAUGUCCGUACGGUUCGUGCGUGAUUGAGUCUGAAGAUAGCCCACGCAUUCGCGUGGGCUUGUGUCGUACGCUAAGUUUGAGACACUUAUAGAAGCAAACAUUUGCCACGAUUUCUCUA